AUGCCAACACUAAUGGACCUGCAGUCACCUGCAGUUUCAGGGGAGCUUCUCAGCUGUCUCAACUUGGUGCUGGGCAUCGUUUUCUCUACUGGGUACAAUGCUGGUUCCUUCCUUUUGACAGCUGCCAGUGCAGCGCGGUGCCUGAGGUGCGAUGGGGGAUUUCACCCAAUGAAGGACUCACGAGCUCUGCUUGCCAAGGGCUCUGGGAGCAGCAAGGCAAUAAUUAUCUUCACUUCUAUCAUUAAUUACCUAAUUUUUACCCCUCUCAUGGUUCUCUAUUUGAUCUUGUUCAUUACCAUCCAAAAGAGGCCUCCGCAGCAGGGCCCCCCCAUGAGGCUUGACCUCGGCAUUGUUGUCACUGUCAUGGCGUUCCUCAUCUUUGCCGUGCCUGUCAGACUCACAAGCGCU
This is a messenger RNA of Pelecanus crispus (Dalmatian pelican), 408 nucleotides long. The record is from RefSeq and is a predicted model, not a curated record. NCBI's taxonomy places the organism in Eukaryota, Metazoa, Chordata, Aves, Pelecaniformes, Pelecanidae.